Messenger RNA from Triticum dicoccoides, 1584 nucleotides. RefSeq names its product cysteine-rich receptor-like protein kinase 27. Gene Ontology annotation, biological process: protein phosphorylation. The coding region runs from base 1 to 1584 and encodes 527 amino acids. NCBI's taxonomy places the organism in Eukaryota, Viridiplantae, Streptophyta, Magnoliopsida, Poales, Poaceae. Gene Ontology annotation, molecular function: ATP binding; protein kinase activity. The record is from RefSeq and is a predicted model, not a curated record. The transcript has 8 exons.
AUGGAACGCAAAGCUAAUAGUGCGCGAGUUGACCUAGAGCAAAUGUUACUCGAUGAAACAACGGAGCCCAUGGCCCUGCCUUUAUCACUUUUGGAAUACAUCACAGAUGAUUUCUCUGGUGAUCGGGAGAUUGGAAGAGGUGGGUUUGCUGUGGUUUACAAGGGAACCAUUGGUGAUUGGGCGGUCGUCGUGAAGAGGCUGUCCAAUGCUUUUAUGGAUGAUAAAGAAUUUCACCGAGAGGUUCAAUGUCUGAUGCGGGUAAAGCACAAAAAUGUAGUUAGAUUUCUGGGAUAUUGUGCGGACAGACAAGGAAGUAUGGAAGCAUACAAUGGUAAACUUGUCAUGGCAGAUGUCCACCAACGAUUGCUUUGCUUCGAAUAUAUACCUAAAGGGAGUCUUGAUAAGUAUAUCAUCGAUGCAUAUCGUGGGUGGAGAACAUGCUAUAAAAUAAUUAAAGGGAUAUGUGAGGGGCUGCAGUUCCUUCAUGAGAAUCAUAUCAUUCACUUGGAUCUGAAACCUGCCAAUAUACUGCUCGACGAUAGCAUGACACCGAAAAUUACUGAUUUUGGACUCUCCAGAUGCUUUGAUGAAAAUCAGAGCCGGGAUAUUACCAAAACUAUAUUAGGAACAAUGGGGUAUUUGGCACCAGGAUUUCGUGAAGGGGGUGUAAUCACACCCAGCGCCGACUUGUAUAGUCUUGGUGUUAUUAUCAUAGAAAUACUGACCGGGCAGAAGGGCUAUCAAGCUACUGAGCAAGUACUUGAAAGUUGGAGUGAUAGAUUGGAGAGAUCACAACAAGACACACUAAGCAAGCAAAUCCGAGUAUGCUACGAGAUAGCUUUAGAGUGUGUAGACUUCAAUCCAAAGAAGAGACCAAGUGCACAAGAUAUAAUGGACAGGCUUCAUGAAUUGGAGAGUAUCGAGGCGGCGAAAGCUGUCUCUUGUACCUCAGGGACAAUGGAAUCCAAGGGGAAUAAGAGCAACGCCAAUCACCCAACAGUGUUUGUCUUAGCACCCGCCGCGUGGAGAGACGCGCUAUUGCAUGUGAACCGGACGGUCGUCAUGCCGCAGCCGGCAGUGGGUCCUGCGGCGUAUGGACUGGUGCAGGCCGACGAGGGCUUCGAUAAGGCAUGGCGCUCUGAAGCGCACUACUUGUCCCAGUGCCAGGAGGGGCUCACCAACGACAAACGCUACAAAGUGUACUGCCCCCCCAAGCUCAGUCUAGCUGCCGCCGACGCCACCACGACGCCAGAUAGCGUCAACCUCCUGCGUGAGUCCAUCAUCGCACAUCAGACGCCUAAUCUACAGAGCGCCAUGCCAUCGAGAUCUGACACCAUCAAUGCCAUGAUCCGGUCGGAUGAGAGUCAGAUACUGAAGAGAACCGACAAUAGACCGGUAGAAGGGAGCAUCCGACGCUGGCGAGCCCUCAAGAGCAGAAACCUUGGCCUUCGUGUCAACAGGAGUGGCAACAGGAUGACAGUUGAGCAUGCCAGCACGCUCAAGGAGCUCGUGCGCAUGCUUCUGCUGAUGAAGGAAGAAGCCAUCCGGUCGCUGAACAACCUCAAUGCCAAGAAAGUAAUGUAG